Messenger RNA from Coccidioides immitis RS, 2270 nucleotides. RefSeq names its product extracellular triacylglycerol lipase. The coding region runs from base 108 to 1331 and encodes 407 amino acids. The transcript is spliced from 2 exons. Lineage: Eukaryota; Fungi; Ascomycota; Eurotiomycetes; Onygenales; Onygenaceae. The record is from RefSeq and is a predicted model, not a curated record. Gene Ontology annotation, biological process: lipid metabolic process.
AUCUCCGAUGAUAAUUAUUAUGACAAGCAGAUAUUUCAUAUCUCAUCGAUAGGAUCUAGCCACGUUCCUCUGAUGCAGUAGGGACUCUUCACCCUAACGUGGAACCCAUGACUCGAGCGCGGCCAGGUCAUUCAAUCUCAAUGACCUAUUAUUUUGUUCUGGCGACGGUUCUCUUUCUCUCAGCUCUUGCCCAGCCGUAUGACGGUACUAGCAGGCGGGUUUCACAGAAGCUAUUUGACUCCCUCGAAGAACUCGCGCGCAUUGUCGAUAUAACUUAUUGCGUGGGCACCACCGGAAUAUACAAGCCAUUCCGGUGUGCUGGGAGAUGUAAGGAAUUCGAAGGGUUUGAGCUGGUCAAAACCUGGAAUACCGGCCCUUUGCUCUCGGACUCAUGUGGUUACUUAGCGCUUUCCCAUCCUCCCUGGCCGAAACGGAUUAUUCUUGCUUUCCGCGGAACAUAUUCGAUAACUAACACCAUUGUUGAUCUAUCCGCCGUGCCGCAAGUUUACGUCCCGUAUCCGGAACGGCCUGGACGGGAUGACGGUGGGGACAGGUGCCUAAACUGUACCGUACACGCCGGCUUUAUGACCUCCUGGGUUAAUGCCCGUGCUGCAAUAUUGGGGCCACUCAGUGAUACCUUUGCCAAAUACCCAGACUACCAACUUGUUGUAACUGGACACUCUCUUGGCGGUGCCGUUGCUGCCAUUGCAAGUUUGGAACUGCGUGCACGCGGCUGGAACCCGCAGGUUACCACAUUUGGAGAGCCAAGGAUAGGGAAUCGCGCGCUGGCAGAAUAUUUGAAUGAUCAGUUUUCGCUGCCUACUGAUAGCUUACCUCCAAGUUUCGUGAGGAAUGAAGAAAAGAGUUCUCCAUCUUUUUGUCGCGUGACCCACGCAGAUGACCCCGUUCCCCUCCUCCCUCUCUCAGAAUGGGGCUAUUAUCCACAUGCGGGGGAGAUAUUUAUUUCAAAGCCAGACUUGCCUCCUUCCCUGGAUGAUCUUCGCUUUUGCAUCGGAGACGCCGACCCAAGAUGCAGUUCACAUCAGCGGUUUUUGGGUCUCGAACAGGUGGCGCAGUUGUUUAACUCAGAUGAUAAACUUUACGAACACGAGUCGUGCCUUGAGAGAGUGCACGUCGAGAAGUAUCAAGAUCAAUACUCCAUGUCUGUACCAAUGGCCUACAAGCCUUGGGAUUUGAUCUUCGCCCACAGAGAUUAUUUCUGGAGAAUUGGUGUCUGCCUGUCUAAGCCAGAGAAUUGGAUUCCCGGGUGGAAAGAUCCGAAGUGGCCGUGGAAAUGGAAAUGGAAGUGGCCAUGGCAAAGCAGAAUUUAAGGCGUUUUCGAUGAUAAACCUUUGCUUGCUAUUUAAAUUUACUGUUUGGCGUUUAGACAAUGGAAAUAUGGGCUCAGCGGUUCAGUUUCUGAGUGGUGAUGGGUCUUGGAAUUUCUUGGUAUGUUGCCUGAGUACAUUUAAUAUGUGGUUAAUAUGUGUUUUGGCACUGCACUGGCUCUUAUAGAUGGAUACCACAUUCUUGUUCGCUAUUAUAUAAUUUUAUCAUCCUGUGAAAUAAAUUAUGAAUCACAUCAGAAUCAAGCAGUACAUGCCAGAAUGUAGAAAGAGGAACAAAAGCAAUGGGUAAAGGAGAACGCAAUGGAGUGAACGCUAACUAUGGAAACCAAGGCAAGGAAAAAUGCUUCAUUCACCAUCACAUCACUUCAUAAUGAAGCCCUAAGCAGUAACUUUAGUGCAAAAUGAAGCCGCGGAAACUUUAGUCUCCUGUUACCUUCCCAGCUCUAAGCUUGGAACAAUAACAGGGCCAUACUUAAUAACAUUCCCGAAUGCUCCCUCGCCUUGUACCAAAAAGUCCACGGCGAGACUCAACUUAGGGAACGCACCCGGCGGGCUGCCACCAUGACCUUGCUGUGGCUGAGGCAUGCCAGUAUACGCGGCAUUCACAGAGUCGGGAUCAUAUCCCACGAUGGCAACGUAAUUCCUUCGCCCCAUUAACUUCCGGUGCUCACGUUGUUGGCCAGCAACAUCGGUUUGGAAGAGCUCCAUCAUAUCUUCUUUGGUGUCAGUAGGUUGGGAUGGAGUGGAUCGGUGGCCAUUUGGCGGGACAUAUAGUGGCUUGUUGUUGCCGUGCAAUAAUUUCAAAAUAUAUGAAGGUGGCGAAGCGUUAACAACGGAGGAGGAGAUGAUUUGAUACAUAGUUUUGUGGUCAGUAGGAUGAGAAGGGUCAUGAACUAGCCCGGCUCCGCAGAGGUUGACAGA